UACUACAGAGGUAAACAUAAACAUAACCAUAGUAAAACAUAGCAACGGUGUGAGUCCUAAUCGUAAAACUAAAAACUUUUAAAAUGUACACCGAAAAAAUAGACGAACUGCAAAAAUACUUCAAAGCGCACAAUGAAUUCAAAGUCUACACCGGACACUCAUCAAAAGUGCAUUCAGUCGGCUGGAGUUGUGAUGGCAAGCGUUUAGCGUCCGGUUCUUUUGACAAAUCAGUCUGCAUUCAUACUUUACACCGCGAUAACAUCGUAAAAGAAACCGUAUUUAAAGGUCACGGAGGCUCAGUAGAUCAAUUAUGCUGGCAUCAAACAAAUCCAAAUUUACUAAGCACUGCCAGCGGCGAUAAAACCGUCCGCAUUUGGGACACCAGGCAAUCAAAAUGUGUUGCAGUUAUUCCAACAAAAGGAGAAAAUAUCAAUAUAACAUGGGCACCUAAUGGAGAAACAAUUGCAGUUGGCAACAAAGAAGAUCUAGUGACAUUCAUUGAUACAAAAACCAACAAGAUAAAGACUGAAGAGCAGUACAACUUUGAAGUUAAUGAAAUUUCAUGGAACAAUACCAGUGAUCUCUUCUUUUUGACCAAUGGACAAGGAUGCAUCCACAUUUUAAGUUAUCCUGACUUAGAACUCCAACACAUCUUGAACGCACAUCCCGGCACAUGCAUCUGCAUAGAAUUCGACCCGACCGGUAAAUAUUUCGCUACAGGCAGCGCCGACGCAUUAGUUUCUCUCUGGGACAUCAACGAAUUGGCGUGUAAAAAAGUAUUCACACGCAUGGAUUGGCCCGUACGCACGAUAUCCUUCAGCCACGACGGUCUACUCCUAGCAUCAGCCUCAGAAGAUUUACUAAUAGACAUUGGUUUCGUCGAAACCGGCGACAAAAUCGCCCAUAUUGCAGUUGACGCAGCUACAUUCACAGUCGCAUGGCAUCCAUCGCAAUAUUUACUCGCGUAUGCAUGCGAUGAUAAAGAUAGUUAUGAUCGUAAACGCGACGCAGGGACUUUAAAGGUGGGGGGAUGGUCGAGCGACAAUUAAAUGUGUUCAGUAUAUAAAAAAAUUAAAUUAAAAACGUACA
This is a messenger RNA of Dalotia coriaria, 1089 nucleotides long. RefSeq names its product THO complex subunit 3-like. Gene Ontology annotation, molecular function: protein binding. The coding region runs from base 84 to 1049 and encodes 321 amino acids. NCBI's taxonomy places the organism in Eukaryota, Metazoa, Arthropoda, Insecta, Coleoptera, Staphylinidae. Gene Ontology annotation, biological process: mRNA export from nucleus. The transcript has 3 exons. The record is from RefSeq and is a predicted model, not a curated record. Gene Ontology annotation, cellular component: THO complex part of transcription export complex.